Durio zibethinus is the source of this 2980-nucleotide messenger RNA. Lineage: Eukaryota; Viridiplantae; Streptophyta; Magnoliopsida; Malvales; Malvaceae. The record is from RefSeq and is a predicted model, not a curated record.
UCAAUACCAUCAUCGUCACUUUACAUAAAAUUUCAAUUUGAAAAGUAGACAAAUUAAUUGGCUAUAAACUUGACAAAUUAAAGGAAAGACUAAAAUAAUCCCAAUAAAAAAUGAAGACCAAAGUUCUAUUUGUGACCAGCCAAAGUUAACUCUGCCAAACCAGAGAUUUAACUUUCCACCAUGAGAAACGGCUAAACUUUCUCAUUCUUUUCUGGCUGCAUGAUUGUCGUAACGCAAGACAAAGUACAGUUAGGCUUCACUCUUCCAUAGUUAUAAAUGCAAUGAUGAAGUAACAUAAAGGACAAGAGAGCAAAGAAACCAAACCCCACAAAAAAUAUGUCUAAGUUGUCUCUUUUUCUCCUCCUUCGCUUCUGUUUUCUCUUCACCAUUUCUUCAUCUUCUACCAACAUACCUCUAGGUUCAACUCUUCACGCUUCAUAUAGAAACCAGUCCUGGUCGUCACCCAACUUCACUUUCUCACUUUCCUUCAUUCCUGUUACUCCCUUUUCUUUUGUAGCUGCCAUCACCUAUUCCGUUGGAAACGUUACGGUAUGGUCAGCCGGUGAUGGCACUGGAGCUGUUGUUGAUUCUGGUGGGACAUUAGAUUUGCUUCCCACCGGUGCCCUCCGCCUAACUAAUGGCUCCGGUACUAUUGUUUGGGACUCUACUACUGCUAACAGAGGAGUUUCUCAUGCUUCUCUUGAUGAUUUAGGCAACUUUCAGCUGCUUAACAAUGAUGGUUUUCCAAUAUGGUCUUCGUUCGAGAACCCAACUGAUACUGUCAUUCCUUCACAGAAUUUUACCGUUGGUAAGAUUUUGCGCUCAGGUUCUUACUCGUUAUCUCUUCAUGGAUCAGGUAAUCUUACUUUAAACUGGAAUAACAGUGUAGAAUACUGGAGUUUAGGAUUCAACUCUUCCAUCAAUAGGAAUUUGACUGCACCUAGGUUUAGAUUGCAGUCUAAUGGGAUUUUGGUAGCUUUAGAUCCUUCAUUUCCUAGUGGAAUGUUUAUGGCUUAUAGUACUGACUAUGGUGAAGGGAACGAUGUGUUCAGAUUUUUAAGGAUAAACAGUGAUGGUAAUUUGAGAAUUUAUAGCGUUACUAGGGAGAAUGGGAAUAUAACCCCGACAUGGGUAGCUGUAACUGAUCAGUGUCAGGUUUUUGGAUAUUGUGGCAACAUGGGUAUUUGCAGUUACAAAGAUGUGAAUCCGAUUUGUGGAUGCCCAUCUCAGAAUUUUGAGCUUAUUGAUGUAAAUGAUAGCAGAAAAGGAUGCAAGAGGAAAGUGGAGAUUGGGGAUUGUCCACGGAAUGCUACCAUGUUAGAAUUAGGACAUACUAAAUUUUUAACUUAUCCACCUGAGGUUUCCUCUCAGACAUUCACUGUGGGAAUUACAGCUUGUAGAAUGAAUUGUCUUGUCAGUAGUUCUUGCAGUGCUUCCACUUUAGUAGCUGAUGGAAGUGGAUUUUGUUACAUGAAAACGCCAAAUUUUGUCAGCGGUUACCAGAGUGCGGUUCUUCCUAGCACCUCAUUCGUGAAAGUUUGUGGACAAACGGUUCCAAAUCCAUCUCCUUACCAAGAAACAUCCGGGAAUGAUAACAAUUCGCGGUUGCAUGCGUUGGUUGUUGUGGUUGUGAUUUUGGCCACCCUUCUGGUUUUGGUUGUAUUAAUGAUUGGUUUUUGGUGCUGUUUUUACGGAAAUAGUGACAAAUUUGGGCAUAUGUCAGCUCAAUAUGCACUUGUUGAUUAUGCAUCUGGUGCGCCAAUGAAGUUCUCAUACAAGGAGCUGCAACAGUCAACAAAGGGGUUUUCAGAGAGGCUGGGAGGAGGAGGUUUUGGGGCUGUUUACAGAGGAACACUUGCAAAUAGAAUGGUGGUUGCUGUGAAGCAACUAGAGGGAAUUGAGCAGGGGGAGAAACAGUUCAGGAUGGAAGUUGCAACUAUUAGUAGCACACACCAUUUGAAUUUGGUGAGAUUGGUGGGAUUUUGCUCUGAUGGCCGUCACAGGCUUUUGGUAUACGAAUUCUUGAAAAAUGGUUCACUUGACAAUUUCCUUUUCAUGUCGAAUAACGAGUCCGAAAAAUCAUUGAAUUGGCAAAAUCGAUUUAAUAUCGCAGUUGGAACAGCUAGGGGAAUCACCUAUCUUCAUGAGGAAUGUCGAGACUGCAUAAUUCACUGCGAUAUAAAGCCGGAAAACAUUCUCUUGGAUGAAAUUUACACUGCUAAAGUGUCAGAUUUUGGCCUUGCAAAGCUUAUGAAUGCAAAGGAUCAGAGGUACUUGUCCUUGGCAAGUAUUAGAGGGACAAGAGGGUAUUUGGCACCAGAGUGGCUUGCAAAUCUUCCAAUAACUUCAAAAUGCGAUGUUUAUAGUUAUGGGAUGGUUUUACUAGAGAUAGUGAGUGGGAAAAGGAAUUUUGAGGUCUCAGCAGAAACAGAAGGUAAAAAAUUCUCUGUGUGGGCUUAUCAGGAGUUUGAAAAGGGCAAUUUUGAGGGCAUUGUUGACAAAAGACUAGAAGAAGCUGACACUAAGCAAGUGGUGAGGGCAAUUCUGGUGAGCUUUUGGUGCAUCCAGGAGCAACCAUCCCAGAGGCCAAUGAUGGGAAAAGUGGUGCAGAUGCUAGAAGGAGUCAUUGAUAUUGAGAGGCCACCUGCUCCAAAAGUGGUUGCUGAAGGCUCCACGAGUGGAACAAGCAUAACUCAGAACAGUAAUGUCAGUGUUCUUUCAACAUAUGCAGCUUCCACCGCUGCUCCCUCUUCUUCUUCUUCUUCUUCAUCAUUCCUGACCAUAGGAGUUUUGCCUCCAACAUCAGAGAGUGAUAUGGGGAGGGAGUCUUCUUCUUUAUUAGGCUUAGAGAAAACUCACACAGAUCCCUACUCGUGAUUCGCCCACAUAAAACUGCUUUUCUUCUCUACACCCAAAUUGUUUUAAGCACAACAAUCAUUUUGGUAGAUUCCUGUAAACAAUCAAAUCAAAUUCUGCUGUA